This is a messenger RNA of Hyla sarda, 1256 nucleotides long. RefSeq lists its product as uncharacterized. The record is from RefSeq and is a predicted model, not a curated record. Lineage: Eukaryota; Metazoa; Chordata; Amphibia; Anura; Hylidae. Bases 1 to 1254 code for a protein of 417 amino acids. The transcript is spliced from 4 exons.
AUGCCUGGUAGUGGACCAUUACGUUUGCGCCGGCCAUACUUGAGGGUGUUUGUCAUGUUAAUUAUCAUGAUUAUUCGCCGACUGCGCCACCCAAAUCUGGAGCCCCGUAGACGACGAUUCUGGGUGCAUCCAUUCCUUCAGGAUCGCUUGUCCAAAGGUUUUCUUUCAGUGGUGUUUCAAGAUUUGAGAAGGGAUGAGGUUAAAUUUAAAAAUUAUUGCCGACUUUCUAUGUCGAUGUUUGAUCAACUUUUUGAAUUUAUCAAAGCUGAUUUGACUAUGACCACUACCUGUAUGCGGAAGCCAAUUUCACCCGAGGAUCGUUUGCUCAUCACCUUGCGAUUUUUAGCCACAGGAGAGAGCUAUGCAUCCCUGCACCUUCAAUUCAGGGUUGGUGUUUCGACCAUCUCCAGAAUUGUAAGGAGUACAUGCAGCGUGAUCUGGCAGAAAUUGCAGCCCACUGAGAUGCCGUGCCCAUCCGAGGAGACUUGGUUACAGGUUGCAGCAGGCUUUCAAACUGUAGCCAAUUUUCCAAACUGCAUAGGGGCAGUUGAUGGCAAACAUAUCAGGGUGCAGCAGCCACCGCACUCAGGCACUCGCUUUUAUAACUAUAAAAAAUAUUUUUCGAUUGUCCUGAUGGCGGUGGCUGAUGCUCACUCUCGAUUUGUUGCCAUUGAUGUUGGCAACUAUGGCAGUAGUGGAGAUUCUCGGGUGCUGCAAGUAUCCGCAAUUGGUAGGCAAAUUCUUCGAGAUUGUGUCACGCUCCCAGCUGCCAGACCUCUUCCGGGUUCCACAGUUGAUGUUCCCUUUGUGAUGGUAUCGGAUGAGGCUUUUCCAUUAUUGCCCAACCUGCUGCGCCCAUAUGCCCAAAGAGAACUUGAUGCUCGCCGGAGGAUUUUUAAUUAUAGGCUGGCACGGGCACGUAGAGUUGUGGAAUGCGCCUUUGGAAUAAUGAGUAGUCAGUGGAGGGUCCUGAAUACUGCAAUCCGUUUGGAUGUGAACACAGUUGAUAUUGUGGUGAAGGCUUGCUGUGUGCUUCACAACUUCAAUCGCAAUAACAUCCACGAUGGAGAUGUGUUGAUGCCACCAUCAAGCCUUCACACACAUAUCAACUGGGGUUCUCAACCUAACCCCAGCGGAACGCAGAUUCGGGAUUUCUUUGCUGACUAUUUUAUUAGUCCACAAGGUGCCGUGCCCUGGCAAUACUCCUGUGCCGGUGGUGAGCAAACCAGGGUGAUGGAAUCCAGGACCAGCUAAUA